AUGCAGCCUCUCCGGCUUCUCCGUCUUUUCCUCGGCGUCGGCGUCGUCGCGCUCGUCCUCGUCGCGCCCGCGCCCGCGCGCGCGCAGUUCGGAGGAGGCGACGCCGCCUGCCCCGUGGACAUAGACGUCGUAUCGCUCGACGCCUCGCUCGGUGAGAGCUGCGCGGCGGGGAGGGCCGACGUCUGCGAGUCGUGCCUGUGCGACUUCGGGCGGCGCCUCCUCGACGCGGGGUACGCGAUCGUCGGCCCGGACGCGGUCCCGUUCGAGGCGUGCGCGCUCGCGAACCUGGCGACGCUGAGCUCGCGCGCGGGCGUGACCGUCGCGGGGUUACUCCGCGUCGCCAACUGCCGAGAGACGCCCGCGUGCUUAGAAGACGCCAACGACGCGGUAGGGACGCAGCCCGAACCCGACCCUGAUCCUUCCGCGGACGCGACGACGACGACGCCGACGCCGACGCUCGCGCCCGGACCCACGGCUUCCGACGCGUCGCGGUUACCCUACCGAGCGGCUGGCGGUCUCGAGCUCGCGCUCGCCCCGCCCGACGUCGCGGUCGUCGACGUCGUCGACGACCGAGAUGACCACGACGACGACGACGACGACGAGAACGCGCUGCUCGCGUCCGCCAUCGCCGCGCCCGUCGUCCUCGCCGCGCUCGCCGCCGCGUGCGCGGCCGCGUACGUCGCGCGCGCGAAGCGCCGCGCCCGGUGCCUCGCGAAAUACGUCGCCGCCAAAGCCGCGCUCGCGGCCCGCGGCGUCGUCGGGGACGAGGCGGAGACGCGGACGCGGACGCGCGCGAGAAGCCGAAGCCUCGCGUUCGCGAGCAUCACCUGCGAGACGAAGAUCAAGUCCGUUUCCGCCGCGCGCGACGCCGAUGCCGACGCCGACGCCGACGCCGCGAUGCCGGCUGAGGGUCGAGGGUCGAGGGUAAUUGCCCAUACGGCCGCCGGGGAGACGCGCGCGGCGCCGAAAGUCCUUCUGCGCGAUGUCGCCGGCGCGUGUCGCCGCGGCGAGAUGCUCGCGCUCUUAGGCCCCUCUGGCGCCGGGAAGAGCACGCUCCUGCGAAUCAUCUCCGGGCGCGUUGACCCCGAGGCUGGGUUGAAGGUAUCGUCGGGGGACGUGCGCGUGGACGGCGUCGUGAGGACGCCGCGCGAGUUGCGCCGCGCGGUCGCGUUCGUGCCGCAACACGACAAUUUGCUGCCGUUUCUCACCGUCCGAGAGAGCGUGAUGUACUCCGCGGAGCUUCGACUUCCGUGGUUCAUCUCGAGCGAGGAGAAGACCGCGAAGACGAACGCGGUGCUCGAUGAGCUGUCGCUGUCGCACGUCGCGAACUCGCGCGUCGGCGGCGCGGGCGGCGGCGGCGGCGGCGGCGGCGGCGGGUCCGCGCUGAUGUCUUGCCUCUUCCAGCGCGCGAACGCGAAAGGAGGGUCGCGCGGGAAGCGAUCCGCCGGCGGCGGCGGCGGCGGCGGCGGCGGCGGCGUCAGCGGCGGCGAGCGCAGAAGAGUCACCGUGGGCAUGGAGCUCGUCACGUCGCCGGACAUCAUCGUGUUAGACGAGCCCACGAGCGGCCUCGACGCGAGCGCGGCGGCGAGCAUGGUGUUCACUCUGCGCGCGUUGGCGUCCCCGUCGCGACGCGACGGCGACCUCGGCAGGGUCGUCGUCUUCAGCGUGCACCAGCCUUCGCCGAGGGCGUUUCGCGUGAUGGAUAAGAUCAUGCUCCUCGGCGUCGGCGGCGUCGUGCUGUGGCAGGGCGCGCCCGCGGUCGCGGAGGCGGAGUUCGCCGCGAUUGGGUUCCCUUGCCCGGUCGAAGACUUCACGUCGACGCCGUCGAGCGACGUCGCGUCGGCGGCGGCGGCGGACCGAGACCGGAAAAGAAUUCUUCACCACGGCAGCGGGAAGGCAUCGCCCGACGCCGCGCGGCGGACGUACAGCGUCGACAUCAGCGAGUGGAUGCUCGAGGUCGCGACGUGCGCGUCCAUGCGCGUGAAGCUCCUCGCGUCCACCUCGGCGCUCGGGGCGUCGGCGCGGGGGACCCGCGAGGAAGAACACGCCGACGUCAACGAGAACGGGUCGUUCGCGUCGUCGGUUUCUUCGUCCGCGGCGUCGUCGUCCGGCCUCGGCCUCGACGUCGUCGUCGUCGAGUCGCAUCGGCUCCUCGACGGCAAGCGUAAGGCGACUCCGCUCUCGUCGCCGUCGUCCGCGGUGGCGGCGGAGGCGACCAUCGAGAAACUCAGGCGACGGUCGCGCAUGAACGAGUCCUGGGUGUUACUCCAGAGAGCCGCGCGGACGACGUCCCGGGACCCUUCGCUGCUUCUCGCGCACCUGUUCGUGGCGACGCUCACGGCGCUUCUGCUCGGCGUCAUCUACCUCGACUCGCCGCUCACGCUCGCGGGGUUCCAGAACCGCGCUGGAGGAAUGUUCUUCACCCUCGUGUUCUUCGGUCUCGCGUCCAUUUCCGCGGCGGAUCGCCUCAGCGCGGAGGCGUCGAUUCGCUCGAGGGAAAUCGGCAGCGGGUAUCACGGCUCCGGAUCGAUCCCCGCGGUGACGGUGUACUCGGUGAUAAUGUACUACAUGAUGGGCCUCAGGGACGACGUCGACGCGUUUUUCGUGUUCUUCGGCGUCCUGCAGCUCUUCGUCGCCGCGACGACGGCGCUGUGCGGGUUCAUCUCGAUCGCGACGUCGUCCUCCGCGGUGGCCAACUUGGUCUGCACGUUCGUCCUCCUCCUCUCGAGCAUGUUCGGCGGCUUCCUCGUGAGCAUCGGCUCCGUUCCGAGCGCGAUACAGUGGGUCCAGUGGGCGAGCGUGUAUCGAUACGCGUGGGGAGCGAUGCUCUCGAACGAGAUGCGCGACCAGACGUUUUUGUUCGACACGACGUUCGAAGGGUCGAGGAUCGAGGUCGACGUCUCGGGGCAGACGUACUUGAACACGUUCGGAUUACAUCCAAAGUUCAUCACGCGCGACGCGCUCGGGCUGUUUGGGAUAUUUGCGCUGCUCGUGCUCGCGUCGUACGGCGUGUUAGCGCUGAGGCACGGCGGGCGGUGGUGGCGGCCGGCGCGGAGAAGGCGUUGA
Molecule: messenger RNA, 3066 nt
Organism: Micromonas pusilla CCMP1545
Lineage: Eukaryota; Viridiplantae; Chlorophyta; Mamiellophyceae; Mamiellales; Mamiellaceae
Product: ATP-binding cassette superfamily
Exons: 2
Coding region: 1-3066 (1021 amino acids)
Biological process (GO): transmembrane transport
Cellular component (GO): membrane
Molecular function (GO): ABC-type transporter activity; ATP binding; ATP hydrolysis activity
Source: RefSeq, a predicted model, not a curated record